This is a messenger RNA of Ascoidea rubescens DSM 1968, 899 nucleotides long. RefSeq lists its product as uncharacterized. Bases 91 to 717 code for a protein of 208 amino acids. Lineage: Eukaryota; Fungi; Ascomycota; Saccharomycetes; Ascoideales; Ascoideaceae. The record is from RefSeq and is a predicted model, not a curated record. The transcript has a single exon.
UGUAUCAACAGCUCUUAGCGGUUGGCUUUUGCAGCAUUAGUAGAAGCAGAUUUGUCUUUCAUUGCAAGUGAAUGAUAGGAGGCAACAAUCAUGGAAAACGUUUUGGAAACAAUAUCUUUAUCCUCUUCACCACAUCAACUUAAAUCUCAGAUCAUAUCUCUACUUGAAGAUUCAAGAACUUUUAACUUUAAUGUUUUAAGGAUCAAUCCAAUAUUGCAAGCAAAACUAACUACUGACAAUAAGAAUUCUAACAAUAGUUUAAAAUACCUUAAAACCUUGGAGUUGUUUUCUUUUGGCGCUUUUGAAGAUUAUUUUUACAAUAUCGACUAUCAAAACUCAGAAUUUAUUCAGUUGUCCUUCAAUGCCAUAAACAAAUUAAAAGCGCUAACAGUUCUUAGAAGACUAGUGCAUAUUAAUUCCAAUCGAGUAAAAUACAAUCAAUUAACUGGUCGAAGUUCACAGCAAGAUUUUGAUUAUGCUGAAUUGGAAAGACAUUUGAUCUACUUGAAGUUCCAGAAAUUAGUCGAUCUCAAAAUUGAUUCGUUCAAUCAAGAAAUAAAAGUAAACAAGAUUUUUUACAAAGAAGAUAUCAACUACAAUCAGAAUUUUCCUCAUACCGACUGCAAUCCCCAACCAGCUUCAAUGGAUGAUUUGAUUAAGCGUUUGAUAGUUUUUAAACAAAAUGUGUUAACACUUUCUACUUCGCUCUCAUGCUAAUAUGAAAAAUCAUUAUAUUUCUGCCAUUACACUACCAAUUUUAAACGUUUCCUUUUACUUUCUUUAUUUAUGGAUUUACAGCACGUGAUAUCUGACCAGCAUUUCUUUCUUAUCUGAUUUUCGUAGCAUGUGCUGCAACACAGUAAACACACAUGAUUAUUAAUCAUAAACAAAACAUUUCA